AUGAACGCUACAAACUUACAAUUCAACACUAGACAAGACAAAGAGUUACAAAAAUUAGGAUAUGGUAUAGCAAAAAGGAUGGGAAGGACACAUUUCCUACUUUAUGACACGCAGAUGAUGAACACCACUAUGUUGUGGAUAAAGAAAACUGUUCAAAUAUUCCCCAAUUUAGAGCACUCAUUUGUAUUUGGUCCUAAGGGAGCAAAUAUAACCAGUGUAAAGCUUACUAAAUCAUGUUGUGAAUAUGUUGAUCCAAUAAGUUUUGUUAACUAUACCGCGAAGUAUCUGUUCUUCGAUUUCCGCUAUGGACGAAAUCCACUGUAUUUCACAGACUAUUUGAAUGAGAUUCGAAAACUGCUGGAGUUUUCGUCGGAUACCCGACGAGAAGGACAAUACAUCCUGGAUACUCUCAAAAUGUAA
Necator americanus (New World hookworm) is the source of this 420-nucleotide messenger RNA. RefSeq lists its product as uncharacterized. The coding region runs from base 1 to 420 and encodes 139 amino acids. Lineage: Eukaryota; Metazoa; Nematoda; Chromadorea; Rhabditida; Ancylostomatidae. The transcript has 4 exons. The record is from RefSeq and is a predicted model, not a curated record.